Penicillium arizonense is the source of this 1080-nucleotide messenger RNA. Its product is annotated as alpha/beta hydrolase. Gene Ontology annotation, molecular function: hydrolase activity. Bases 1 to 1080 code for a protein of 359 amino acids. The transcript is spliced from 3 exons. The record is from RefSeq and is a predicted model, not a curated record. Lineage: Eukaryota; Fungi; Ascomycota; Eurotiomycetes; Eurotiales; Aspergillaceae.
AUGACCUCCAAGCCUGCAGCCACUGGUGAUCCAGCAUUACACGCAUUCCAUGUUUCAAUGAUAACCCAACCCCUUCACAACAGUAUCCCACCAGAGCUACUCCCUCGAUAUGACCCAGUCUACGUAGAGUACUACAACAAGUACAAUGCCGGGCGACUCCAUACACACGAGGUCCCGAUAGAAGAGUUCCGCAAGAACCCAGGCCGAUACACCAUUUCCUAUGGACGUGCUCGGGGUCCGGACAUCUUCCGCAUCACUGAACAGAAGUGUCCAGUCGAUGGCGGGGAGAUUACCAUUCGGAUCUUUGAGCCAGAACUCGAGCUGGACGAGCAGGGCAAUCCGAAGAAGAGAGCGGCUUAUAUCAACUUCCAUGGAGGUGGUUGGGUGUUUGGUGGACUAAACUACGAUCAUGACUUUUGCAAGCGAGUCGUCCACGGCCUUGAGGGGGACUUGGUUGCUUUUGAUGUUGACUAUCGACUGGCACCUGAGCAUAAAUAUCCGAUUCCUGUCCGUUCCAAAGCAACAGAGUUCAAUCUUGACCUGGAUCGAUUCGCGGUGGGCGGCGUGUCAGCAGGAGGUCAUCUCUCAGCCGUCAUCAGUCAUCUCUGUCGCGAUCAAAACAUUCCUCUGCGAUUGCAGAUCUUGACUGUACCAGCGACGGACUUGCACAGUGUCUUCACGCCUGAAGGGAAAUUUGACCGAGAGAACUGUCCCUACGAGUCAUACCGGGAGAUGGAAUUUGCACCAGCACUACCUGCAGCGCGUAUGGCAUACUUCCACCGACAGUUCCUGGGAGUGCCUCGACCGGCUGAGUCUGAUGAAGACUGGAAAAUAUCGCCGAUCCUCGCUCCCAACUUUCAGAACUUGGCUCCUGCGUUGGUGUCUACCGCGGAGCUGGAUCCUCUGCGCGACGAAGGAGAAGCGUAUGCGGCUAAACUUCAAGCUGCUGGAGUAUACGUGGAGGUAGAUCGAAUCCCGGGUGCACCGCACCUGGUGGCUGCCAUGGAUGGCGUUUUGGAAGGAGGUCGACGCUACAACGCGAAAGUGGUUGAGACGAUGAAGCGACAACUCAAGGGAUGA